UUUAAGAAACCGAAGUGAUACUUUUGGUUUCUUCAACAUAUUUCCUCUUUAACUUCUGCAUUUAUCACUUCCCGACUUUUUAAAGUAAAACAGUGUAUAAAUAGAGGAUGACUGUCCUCGCACUCUCUAUUUGUAAUCCCUCUGUAAACUGACCUGCUAUUCAUUGAAACAUGGAAGAAAACUAUAGCCACACUGAAAUAAUUCUCUCUGAUCUGGACCAUAAGAAUGAGGAAUUCUUCUCAGAAACCCCUUCGUGGGCCAGGGAGAAGAGUACCAUUGUCACCCACAGAAUGACCCGGCUCCUGCUGGCCGUGCUCUGCCUCAUCCUGCUGUGUGGGCUCACUGCUCUUGGAGUCCUCUAUGUUGAGAAAAGCAACAUGCUGGGCUCCCUGAAGGCCCAGAAUUCCUCCGCCUCCUUGUUCUCAUUGGAACCACAAAUGGCAGAGAAACAUACAAAAAUGUCAGAUUUUCUAAAGGCUCAAAACAGGAAUCUCUCUGCCUCCCUGGCCUCUGUACUACAGAAACUAGCGGAGAAAAACAGCAUUGUAGAUUCCCUGGAGGCUCAGAACAGGAACAUCACUGUGUCUCUUUCUUCUGUGGAACAAAAACUAACCAAGGAAAUUAGCGUUUCAAAUUCCCUGGAGGACCAGAACAGGAACCUCUCUGCCUCACUGUCCUCUCUGCAACAGAAGCUGGCAGAGGAAAUUAGCGUUGCAAAUUCCCUGGAGGACCAGAACAGGAACCUCUCUGCCUCACUCUCCUCUCUGCAACAGGAGCUAGCAGAGGAAAUUAGCGUUGCAAAUUCCCUGGAGGACCAGAACAGGAACCUCUCUGCCUCACUCUCCUCUCUGCAACAGGAGCUAGCAGAAGCUGAGAAACAGUUGCAUGAACUGCAGACCAAUCACAGCGAUCUACUGAAAACUCUUUUGUCUUACAAAGAAAGCAGAGGCUACAGAGAGUGUGACAGUGGCUGGAGGAAGUACAUGGGGCAGUGCUACUUUUUCUCCACUCAGAAAUUGAACUGGAUGCAAAGUUGUGAUUUUUGCAUGUCAAAGGGGGCUAAACUGGUAAUUAUCGACUUGGAGCAGGAACAGACAUUUGUGUCAUCCAUCAUUAGUGAGUCACACUGGAUUGGGCUGAGUGAUCUGAGAACUGAAGGACAGUGGCACUGGGUGGAUGAUGUACCUCUCAGUCAGACAAAACAUCAGUUUUGGUACACAAGGCCAAAUGGAAAGCACGAGCCGGAUAACUGGACUGGGGGCGGAGAUUCAAAUGGAGAGGACUGUGCAGCCAUUGGUGACAAGAGUGGAGCAUUUGACAAAUGGUUUGAUGCAUCAUGCACUGAACAAAAAAGAUUUGUGUGUGAAAAGUGACUUUCACAUACUACUGAGCAAUGGAGACGGAUAUGCCUACAGAUUUACGUACACCAGUUAUAGGCUAGUAGGAAACAUAUGGUAAAGACCGUUUCUCAUUUUGCUGUCAGCAUUGUAUCAGUGCUUAUCCUUGUGAUCAAAGUUCUUGGCCCAAAGACCAAUGGCUUUUCCUCUGGUAGUUGAAAGCUUAGUACCCAUUUGCAAUGAUAAUGGUUUGCUUUGUAGAAAUAUUUGCAGCCCAAAUAGUAAGUAUAACCGAUGAUUACUUUUUUGUAUAAAUGUAAAAGGUAUUCCAGGAAAGAUUAGACAUUUUGGGAGGUGAUUUUCCAAAACAUAACUGGCAUUUGGACUCCAUUUGAGGAUGAUCAUAUAAUUGUGGUGACUUUCAAAAGUGAUGAAACACUGAUUAGGCUCCUUUACCACUCGUGCACACGGCUCUGAAAACGGGCACAUACAGGGAAUUAAAUACAUGAAGCAUAAACACAACUGAUAUCACAAUUAAGUGUUCAGAACACCACCUUAUAUGCUUCCCUAUUCUGCUGUGUCUGGAUCACAUGAGAGAAAGAUGUCAUUUGUCAAUUGCUUCACCACUAAAGACAUAGAUAAUGCCAAUAUAACAUUCAGGAAAUGCAUGACUUAAAAAAAAACAAACAAAACAACCAAUAUUUAGACUUCAGAGAUUUUUAGAAACAUAACCCGAAGUCAUGCAUUAACUUACAUGUUACUGUACCAGUGACCAUGGCUUGGAACAUGUGUGACAGGACAGGGCAUAAUGGCUUGUCGCAAUAGCAAAUGUACAGUAGAUACAUUAUUUGCUAACAGUAAUAAUAUUUACUGCGUAAUAUUUAUUUUUGAUUUAUUCCCAAUUGACUGCAUAGAGACAGAUCUGCCAGAGAAUUAUGUGAAUGUGAUACAUUAGAAAGGUACAAAUGCAAUCAUACUGUAACUUCUGCACUUCAGAUUAGCCUGGAGUUAACUUAUUUUUAUCAUAACUAUUAUUGUACAUCUAACAACCUGUGAAGCUUUCCAUACAAAUUAUCCUGCUAUUCCUGCCUUUUACAACUGUGGACAGAUGCCUAUCAAGUGAUGAACAGCUUAGUGCACACUACACAGGUGUAAAACAACUUAUUUACAGAGAGCUGUUGGGGAAAAAUUCAUCAGAGCUGGACAAAAGGCCAGACUUGGGAUAGGCAGUUGUACCUGCAUGCUUUUUCUGGUAUGUCCUUUCAUACACUUAUAUAAACUGAAUUAUCGGCACUUGUGCA
Molecule: messenger RNA, 2638 nt
Organism: Anguilla rostrata (American eel)
Lineage: Eukaryota; Metazoa; Chordata; Actinopteri; Anguilliformes; Anguillidae
Product: asialoglycoprotein receptor 2-like
Exons: 12
Coding region: 171-1373 (400 amino acids)
Source: RefSeq, a predicted model, not a curated record